Messenger RNA from Tigriopus californicus, 2045 nucleotides. Its product is annotated as degenerin mec-10-like. Gene Ontology annotation, cellular component: membrane. Gene Ontology annotation, biological process: sodium ion transmembrane transport. Lineage: Eukaryota; Metazoa; Arthropoda; Copepoda; Harpacticoida; Harpacticidae. The transcript has 4 exons. Gene Ontology annotation, molecular function: ligand-gated sodium channel activity. The record is from RefSeq and is a predicted model, not a curated record. The coding region runs from base 651 to 1844 and encodes 397 amino acids.
AGUUCAGGACAAUAUCAAGUCUUCCCUUCAUGUUGCAUCUAUCGUUAAACGAGCCAACUCAAUUUUAGGUCAAGUGAGGAGAACUCUCUCCCUAAGAACAAGGAAAUCUCUGGUUGACGUAUAUACAACUUUUAUUCGACCUCGCCUUAAAAGUUCCGCUCCAGUUUGGAACCCUUGGCUCAAAAAAGAUGUGAACCUUAUUGAAGGAGUCCAGAAGCGGUUGGUGCGCAUGUUGACGGGAAUGAGAAGAUCAUACGAGGAGACACUCCAGGAGCUGGGACUAACUACUUUGCACUAGAGAAGAGAUCGUGGAGACGCCAUCCAAGCAUUCAAGAUGAUCAAUAACACAGAUGACAUAGAUGGCAAUGGACUUUUCGUGGCUCUAAAUCAUGACGUGAACGCUCGCUCACGAGCGGCAGGAAACCUCAAAUUCCCGAGACCAAACUCGAUGUCAGAAAAUCCUCGUUCAUACGGCAAGCAGUAUAAAGGUCGAAGAAGCCUCUCUACAAUAUUUCCCAGCUAUCACCAUUUGUCCUUACAAUAAGAUCAAGUGUUCUUAUUUGCAAAGAGAUCUGGAAAACUGUUACUCGACCAAUUGCUCUAAUCUAUGGAACUAUUGCCAGUUGGGAUUGCUUUCUGGUUGUUCAUAUAUGAAGAUGGAACGUGAAAAACAAUUGAACCAAUCUUCGAAUUUUCAUAUCACUUGUCCAGAUCAAUUUUUGAAGCUGAAUAACACUGAAGAUGGCAACAUUGAGGAUGAUUCUUUAUUUGAUGAAGUUUACGGCCAACUGCAACAAACUGAUCGGCAACGCAUAGGUAUGGAGCGUAAGGUGAUGGUCAAACUUUGCACGAUAAAUCACAGCCCUUGCUCAGGGUACUUUGACGCUCAAACCAUCAACACCGUCUCUCGUGGCAAUUGCUUUGGAUUCAAUUACAAUGGGUCCUUCCAAGUUAGAGCUGGUCCAGAGGAGGGCAUGAGUUUGGAGUUCUUCUUAGUCCGCAAUGAAUCCGUUUGGCACUCUAUGAACAACAAGGUGGGUCUGCGCGUGGUUCUUCACCAACCCAAUGAGGUUCCACUUAUUGAGGAAUUGGGAAGGGAUGUUUUUCCGGGAGCUGCCACGAGUUUUAGUCUGCAGAUCAGGCAAAACAUUCGGCAACCUGCACCAUACCCAUCUAAAUGUAUUGACUCCUGGAAUGAGACCUUUUUCACAACAGCAAAGUUUCCGAUUGUUGCUAAUUGGAAAUACUCCCAAGUUGGAUGUUCCCGCAUGUGUUUCCUCCAGCAUUUUAUGCAAAAUUGCGAUUGUAUUUAUCACAACCAAGAUGAUAUGAACAUCAAGGAGUAUCAUCAAAAUCAGGGUAUCCCACCAUUUGAGUAUUGCUCAAUGAAAAACCAGACCUCAGUAGACUGUUUAGGAUCCUCAUACAAUACAUACAACAGUGAUAAAUGCCGAUGUCAACCCAAUUGCAACGAAACCAUUUAUGAGAUUGGAACGUCAGCCCUGACCUGGCCCUCCGAAAGUGGAUGGUUUUAUAAAGCAAUAGAGUUCAACAUGACUUCGUCCUAUAAAGAUGAUCAACCAAUCACUUCAGAUGAUAUUGAGAAAAGCGAAACGGAACUUUAUCCAAUAUAUGAGGAAAUAAAAAAAAACCUCCUUCGCUUGGACUUCUAUUUCUCAUCCCAAAGCCGCAUUGUGAUUGAGGAACUCCCUGUCUAUGCAGAUUUAUUCAGUCUUUUCGCUAAUUUGGGUGGGGCUUUGUCAUUGUGGAUGGGUAUCUCUUUCCUUGCACUAAUUGAAGUGAUUGAGGUCGUCAUUGAUAGUGUCAUGAAAACUGUACAAUAACCCAAAAAUCAGCAACUAAUUCGCCAAUAAUUCGGCAAUGAUUUCACACCCCAUAAUAACGGACAACGGUACAAGAGUCACUUAAUUCGGAUAAACUUAUUAGGGGAGCAAUAUGGAAUCUGGAUUUGCAUUCUGAAACGAGCUCGUUCAAUGUUCAUUUUUGGGUUUAAUUCAAGAAUAAAGAUUUGCGACUUUCUAAUG